This is a messenger RNA of Callithrix jacchus (white-tufted-ear marmoset), 5143 nucleotides long. RefSeq names its product transferrin receptor (gene TFRC). Gene Ontology annotation, biological process: intracellular iron ion homeostasis; transferrin transport. Gene Ontology annotation, cellular component: external side of plasma membrane. Lineage: Eukaryota; Metazoa; Chordata; Mammalia; Primates; Cebidae. Gene Ontology annotation, molecular function: transferrin receptor activity. The record is from RefSeq and is a predicted model, not a curated record.
GGCGGGCGGGCACGCCGAGGAUGUCGCUGGCAGUUGUCACCCAAGGCGGAGGCCGCAGGAGUGGCUUACUUGCGAAGGACACGGGAAAUGAGCGGUGCGGUCAGAGGGCCGUGCUGUACUGACCACGCGGACGGGCCCGUGCGUCCUUUCUGCCGGACGGCGCUUUAAGGUGGCGGUUGGGAGGGUUCUUCUGUGUGGCAGUCCAGAAUGAUGGAUCAAGCUCGAUCAGCAUUCUCUAACUUGUUUGGUGGAGAACCAUUGUCAUAUACCCGGUUCAGUCUGGCUCGGCAAGUAGAUGGUGAUAACAGUCACGUGGAGAUGAAACUUGCUGUAGAUGAAGAAGAAAGUGCUGACAAUAACACAAAGGCCAAUGUCACAAAACCCAAACGGUGUAAUGGAAGCAUCUUCUAUGGGACUAUUGCCGUGAUCAUCUUUUUCGUGAUUGGAUUUAUGAUUGGCUACUUGGGCUAUUGUAAACACGUAGAACCGAAAAUUGAGUGUCAGAGACUAGCAGGAACAGAGUCUCCAGCAGUGGAGAACCCAGAAGAGAACUUACCUGUAGUACCUCAGUUAUAUUGGGAUGACCUGAAAAAAAUGUUGUCAGAGAAACUGGACACCACGGACUUCACCAGCACCAUCAAGCUGCUGAAUGAAAAUUCCUAUGUCCCUCGUGAGGCUGGAUCUCAAAAAGAUGAAAAUCUUGCGUGGUAUAUUGAAAAUCAAUUUCGUGAAUGUAAACUAAGCAAAGUCUGGCGUGAUGAACAUUUUGUUAAGAUUCAGGUCAAAGACAGUGCUCAAAACUCAGUGACCAUAACUGGUACAAACAGUGAAUUUGUUUAUCUGGUGGAGAAUCCUGGAGGUUACGUGGCGUAUAGUCAGAACGCAACAGUCACUGGUAAACUGGUCCAUGCUAAUUUUGGUACUGAAAAAGAUUUUGAGGAUUUAGACUCUCCUGUGAAUGGAUCUAUAGUGAUUGUCAGAGCAGGGAAAAUCACCUUUGCAGAAAAGGUUGCAAAUGCUGAAAGUGCAAAUGCAAUUGGUGUCUUGAUAUACAUGGACAAGACUAAAUUUCCCAUUGUUGAUGCAGACGUUUCAUUCUUUGGACAUGCUCAUCUGGGAACAGGCGACCCCUACACACCUGGAUUCCCUUCUUUCAAUCACACUCAGUUUCCACCGUCUCGGUCCUCAGGAUUGCCUAAUAUACCUGUCCAAACGAUCUCCAGAGCUGCUGCAGAAAGGCUGUUUGAAAAUAUGGAAGGAGACUGUCCUUCUGACUGGAAAACCGACUCUUCAUGCAGGAUGGUAACCUCACAAAACAAGAGCGUGAAGCUCUCUGUGAGCAAUGUGAUGAAAGAGAUAAAAAUUCUUAACAUCUUUGGAGUUAUUAAAGGCUUUGUAGAACCAGAUCGCUAUGUUGUAGUUGGGGCCCAGAGAGACUCCUGGGGUCCUGGAGCUGCAAAGUCCAGUGUCGGAACAGCUCUGCUGUUGGAACUUGCCCAGACAUUCUCAGACAUGGUCUUAAAAGAUGGGUUUCAGCCCAGCAGAAGCAUUGUAUUUGCCAGUUGGAGUGCUGGAGACUUUGGAUCGGUUGGUGCCACUGAAUGGCUAGAGGGAUACCUUUCAUCCUUGCAUUUAAAGGCUUUCACUUUUAUUAAUCUGGAUAAAGCUGUUCUUGGUACCAGCAACUUCAGGGUUUCUGCCAGCCCAUUGUUGUAUGCGCUUAUCGAGAAAACAAUGCAAGAGGUGAAACAUCCGGUUACUGGCCUGUCUCUAUAUCAGGACAGCAACUGGGCCAGCAAAGUUGAGAAACUCACUUUUGACAAUGCUGCUUUCCCUUUCCUUGCAUAUUCUGGAAUCCCAGCAGUUUCUUUCUGCUUUUGCGAGGACACAGAUUAUCCUUAUUUGGGUACCACCAUGGACACCUAUAAGGAACUGAUUGAGAAAAUUCCUCAGUUGAACAAAGUGGCACGAGCAGCUGCAGAAGUAGCUGGUCAGUUCAUGAUUAAACUGACCCAUGAUGUUGAAUUAAACCUGGAUUAUGAGAGGUAUAACAGCCAACUACUUUCAUUUCUGAGGAAUCUGAACCAAUACAGAGCAGACAUAAGGGAAAUGGGCCUGAGUUUGCAGUGGCUGUAUUCUGCUCGUGGGGACUUUUUCCGCGCUACUUCCAGACUCACCACAGAUUUCAAGAACUCUGAGAAAACAGACAGAUUUGUCAUGAAGGAACUCAAUGAUCGUGUCAUGAAAGUGGAAUAUUACUUCCUCUCGCCCUAUGUGUCUCCCAGAGAGUCUCCUUUCCGGCAUAUCUUCUGGGGCUCUGGCUCUCACACGCUGUCAGCUUUACUAGAGCACCUGAAACUGCGUAAAACAAAUAACCGUGCUUUCAAUGAAACACUGUUCAGAAACCAGUUGGCUCUUGCUACUUGGACUAUUCAGGGAGCUGCAAAUGCCCUCUCUGGUGACAUUUGGGACAUUGACAAUGAGUUUUAAAUGUGAUACCCGUAAGUUACGUCAAAACAGCAGGGCAGUCUGAUUUCUACACUUGUGCUAAAUUUUCAGUGGGGCUACAAAACCUGAUGUUAAAAUUCCAUCCAAUCAUCUUGGUACUACUAGAUGUCUUUAGGCCGCAGCUUUUCAUACAGGGUAGAUACAGUCAAAGCGAAUAACUACAUAAAAAAUGUUCGUGAUGGAAUAUUGUAUCUCUGUAAUUUCAAGUGCUUGGUAAUGGUAACUUCCUCUUUCUUGUUAUUAAUGAAAAUGUCAGAAACCAGUGCUGUGAACUAUUGCUCUAAAUCCUAAGGGCUGGUCUCUGCUGAAGGUUGUAAGUGGUAACUUACUUAAAGCAAUCCUCUAACUUCAUUUGAUGCUAGCUAGAGAUGCCAGGUUGUAAGACCUUAUUCUCUCCAAAUGAGAUCUAAGCCUUUCCAUAAGGAAUUUAGCUGGUUUCCUCCUUCCUGAAAGAAACUAACUUUCAGAGGAGAUGGGACUUCUUUUCUUGCCAUUGAGUCUGAAAUGGAGGCCCUUCUGCUGGAGAAAAUGAAGUUGAGCUGUUGAUUGCAGGAACAAGGCCUUAAUAUGUUAACCUCAGCGUCAUUUAUGAAAAGAGGGGAGCAGAAGCCAAAGACUUAGUAUUUUCCUUUCCUCUGUCCCGUCCCCCCAAGCCUCCAUUUAGUUCCUUGUUAUUUUUGUUUCUUCCAAAGUACAUUGAGAGAGAACCAGUUUCAGGUGUUUAAUUUCAGACUCAGUUUGUCAGACUUUGAAGAAUACACUGCCACAUUUUGGCCAAAGUGUUUCUUACAGGAAAGCUUUCUGUCCUUUUGGCACUGAAAUAUUUAUUGUUUAUUUAUCAGUGACAGAGUUCACUAUAAAUAGUGUUUUUUAAUAGAAUAUAAUUAUCGGAAGCAGUGCCUUCCAUAAUUAUGACAGUUAUACUGUCGGUUUUUUUUAAAUAAAAGCAGCAUCUGCUAAUAAAACCCAACAGAUACUGGAAGUUUUGCAUUUAUGGUCAAUACUUAGGGGUUUUAGAAAACAGCCGCAAGCCAAAUGUAAUUGAAUAAAGUGGAAGCUAAGAUCUAGAGAUGAAUUAAAUUUAAUGAGGGGUUGCUGAGAAGUGAGCACCGACCAGAUGAAAAUAAUAGUUUUCCUAAAUGCAAUGACUUGUGACCAAGUUUUAAAUAAAUGUCACUUAAAGGCUGUGGUAGUACUCCAAAAUUUUAUAGCUCAGUUUAUCCAAGGUAUAACUCUAAUCCCAUGUUGCAAAAUUUCCAGUACCUUUGUCAGAAUCCUAACACAUUAUCGGGAGCAGUGUCUUCCAUAAUGUAUGAAGAACAAGGUAGCUUUUGCCUACCACAGUGUCUAUAUCGGAGGCAGUGACCUCCAUGUUACACUAAGGGUGUACGUAAUUAUCGGGAGCAGUGUUUCCCAUAAUUUUCUUCAUGCAAUGAGGUCUUCAAAGCUUGAAGAUCGUUAGUAUCUAACAUGUAUCCCCAACUCCUGUCAUUCCCUGUCUUUUGCUUUUAGUUGCAGAAUCAUUUUGUGGUCAUUCAGCAUUUGAUGGGUAAAUUCAACCACUGCAAAAUGAAAUUACUUUAAAAUUUGAAAUUUCAUGUGGGUUUUUGUUACCUUCGUGGUUUCUCCAGGUCUUCUGCUUAACGAAAUAGUAGCAUGCAUUUAUAAUGUUUGCUAUUUACAAGUAGAUUUAACUUUAUCACCUUAUCUGCAUGUUAAUCUCCUAUAAACUUAGUUCAGGCAAGUUUUAAUCCAGAAUUGACCUUUGGACUGAAAGCAGGGGGGCUUUGUAUAGGACGUUUAGGGGGAGUGAGGAGUGAAAGGUGUGUGGAGGAAGAGUCCCCGAAAGAUCUUUGAUCCUAUCUACCUACCCAUUAGUAUAUGGCGGGUAUGACUUACAUGUAGGUAUGAAUAAGUCUGGGGUUCUGUGAGUAAAGACUAUUUUCUAGUGAACCAUCACUAUAAAUGUGACAAUCAGCUGUUUGUCACGGGGUAGUCUGAGCUGCCUCCUAGGAAAACGUUCAUGCGGUCUCUGAGGUUCUAAGACUUAGUGUCACUUACCACGUUACAGGAGGUGACAGGAUUUACAGCCUCACCUGCAUCAUUUCACUGCUCGUAGUCUCUAGUCUUCGGUGUUUGACCCUGGGCCGAUCCUCGGUGUAGCCAAGUGAAGAGGCCAUGGCUGAAGCUCCUGGUUUGGGUGUUACGCACACAUCCUUUAAUGAAAGUGUGCGACAUACUCACGUUGUAACACAACAUGAAAAAGGGGCAGCCGUAAAUCUCUUCAGAAAACCCUCUUCUGUAGUUAGGGUUGAGUUGCUUCCUGUCAAGCCAGCCUGUGGUAAGAAGCUCAACAGUCCUGAGUGAAAUAUGUGUCAGACUGGUGACAGGCUGCUGGUGGUCUUCAGGCUUCUUAGAGAUCAUGUGGAUUUUGAAGGUAAAGGAUAAAAUGAGUUCUGUCGUGAUUCACUAUUCUAGAACUUGCAUGAACUUUACUGUGUUAGCUCUUUGAAUAUUCUUGAAAUUGAACACUUUCUUUGUAAACAAAUGACACGUCCUUAUAACUGUAUAUAAGCUGGUAUGCCCAACCAUGUGGAGAUUCCUUAUCUGAUUUAAUAAAACACUUGAACACUGA